Molecule: messenger RNA, 1365 nt
Organism: Anopheles nili
Lineage: Eukaryota; Metazoa; Arthropoda; Insecta; Diptera; Culicidae
Product: L-dopachrome tautomerase yellow-f-like
Exons: 5
Coding region: 1-1365 (454 amino acids)
Cellular component (GO): extracellular region
Source: RefSeq, a predicted model, not a curated record
AUGCGUCCGAAACCUCAGAACGUGUUGCACCGUGACGGUGGCGAGAUGUGCGAGAAGAUUGUGUCCUCGUGGUGGCUUCCGUGGGUUGUGUUCCUCUGUGGCGUACUGCGCGUUGUCCAGGGUGACGAAUUCGAGGAGGUGUUUCGCUGGAAGUUGCUUGAUAUCGGCAGUUCCAGAGCAGCCGAAGAUGCCGAUGAGGUGCUCUUCCCGAGCAAGCCGAAUGGUGUGACACCGGCACCGACGAGUACACCGUUGAACGAAAGUUUCACGCCCUACCACAAUCUUCCGAUGGGGGUGGCACAUCACAAGGGUAGGCUUUUCAUUACCGUACCAAGGCGCCGUAGUGGUAUCCCUUCUACGCUCAACGUCAUCGUACUCGAUCAGGUUCCGGAGGGCGAACGAUCACCCAAGCUGAUCGCCUAUCCCAAUUCGCUUACCAACGAGCUAAGGGAUUCAAACCAGCCAGAUGCAAAACGCCUGGUGUCCGUGUACCGAACCCGAGUCGAUCGGUGUGAUCGCAUGUGGUUCGUUGAUACCGGCUUUCUGGAGUUUCCCGACCACAAACGUCAGGUACAGCGGCCCUCGCUCUGGAUCAUCGAUCUACUGCAGGACCGGAAGGUGCGCCAGUUCGAGAUACCGGAAUCGAUCGUGACCGAAGGAUAUGGUAUGGCAAGUGUCACUCUGGACGUAUCCGGCACCGAUUGUGACGAUGCGUACGCGUACGUACCGGAUCUUGCCUUUUACCGGCUGUACGUGUACGGAUUCCGCGAGAACCGAAUGUGGACCUUCCGGCAUGAGUUUCUGUCGUUCGAUCCACGCAUGACCGGUUUCGGGGUGGCCGGUAUUCGGUUUCGUUGGAACGAUGGCAUUUUCUCUUUAGCGAUGGGUCCUUCGCAGGGUGCGUCAGACGACAGAACGGUGUACUUCCACGCUAUGGCCAGUACCUCGGAGUAUCGGACGAGUUCACGGGUGCUGCGAAACGAAACGCUCGCCAACGCUGGAGGUUACGAUCAUCUGUUCACUUACCUUGGUGAGCGAGGUAUUAAGACACAAUCCACCAUCCAUCAGUACGACCCGCAAACGGGUGUGUUGUUUUACGCAGAGGUUAAUCGCAACUCGAUCGGUUGCUGGAACUCGGCUGAACGUUUCGACCCGGAAACCCACGGUAUCGUGCACCUAGACAACAAGCACUUCAUCUACCCAUCGGAUAUGACCCUCGACAGCGACGGUGACCUGUGGGUGAUGACGAACGGGCUGCCAAGGUGGCUGUACGCAACGCUUAAUGCUGAUGAUUACAAUUUCCGCGUCUGGCGGCAGAAACCGGUCAAAGCGAUUGCGGGAACAAUCUGUGCACCCGGCGCAUGA